Molecule: messenger RNA, 450 nt
Organism: Hermetia illucens (black soldier fly)
Lineage: Eukaryota; Metazoa; Arthropoda; Insecta; Diptera; Stratiomyidae
Gene: RpL37A
Product: 60S ribosomal protein L37a
Exons: 3
Coding region: 113-391 (92 amino acids)
Biological process (GO): translation
Cellular component (GO): ribosome
Molecular function (GO): structural constituent of ribosome
Source: RefSeq, a predicted model, not a curated record
AUCUAUUGGCAGGUAUUUCUAACAAUUUAUUAGAUCUGCUAUCAAGGCUGACCAACUUCAUGCCAGUUAAGGUUCUUUCCGGUGAAGUUUUUGACAGAACCACAUCAAUAAAAUGGCCAAGCGCACCAAGAAGGUUGGAAUCGUAGGUAAAUAUGGUACCCGUUAUGGUGCCUCCCUACGUAAGAUGGUGAAGAAAAUUGAAAUCACCCAGCAUUCCAAGUACACCUGCACAUUCUGCGGCAAGGAUGCCAUGAAGCGUGCUUGCGUUGGAAUUUGGUCAUGCAAACGAUGCAAGCGUGUCGUUGCCGGUGGCGCUUGGGUUUACUCAACCACAGCAGCUGCCUCUGUCCGAUCGGCAGUGCGUCGUCUCCGUGAAACCAAGGAACAAUAGACAUUUUGGCUAAUGUUCGUUAGGUUAAUGUUUUUAAUAAAUUAAAAUGGAAACAAACA